UGGCUGCUGCUACAUCCUGUCUUUUCAGGCCUCGCUAGCAGAUGCUAUUUUAAACCCCGCUUCCGUCGUGAGCACUGGAUUAACAAGAACAUCGUAGAAAAGGCGCAAGUCACGAAUAAGAUACGUGGCUUUGGGCGGCCGUUUCAGUGAAGGAAUGCGAUGAGCAUGAAUAGUAGACACGGAUAAGAAAGCCGUUAGCUGCUGCUAAGUGGGCUAAGCCUGCGGCUACUGUUGAGAACAGUUCUCCUGUGGGAUUAUUAACACUCACAUCCAAGAAUAAAGUCAGGGGUGAAAACAGCUCUGUGUCCCCAGGAUGCACAAGGGAUGGACGUUUGGACGCCAUUUCUAAUGCUGACUUUGCUGUAUUGUCUGGGAUGGAUCACAACAACCCAGAGAUACUGAAAGAUCCUGGUGGAGGGCCUGGCCUGACAGCAGAUUUGGAGAAUUCGGAGUCAUUCUGUCCAGAACAGGAGCAGAGGAGAUGCAGCUCCUGCUUGGUGACAGAGGAGCUGACCACUGAUGGAUCCUGGUCACAGAGGUCCAUCUCCCGUUCCCUGCAGCGAGCUGAGACUUUACUCAGGAGCACCUUUAAUCCCAGUCUGAAGUGGCUGUUCCAUGGCCGCAGUCAAGAUGAGGAAGAGGAAGAGGGAAAUUUUGUUGUCGCCCACAACCUGGUGUCCCGGUCCUCUGCACGUCUCCUGCGUCUGCAACAAGCUCUUCUGACUGUGGCACCCCAGUGGCAGCCGGUCGGCGGGGCACAGAUUGGAUCUCCCCAGGUCUGUGUUAAAGGCCUCCCAGCAGAUGAUGGUGUUCUCCUCCUGCCUUCCUCCUCCUUCCUGCAGGCGAACUACAGAGCUUUGUGGAGGCUCCUGGAGCAGCGAUCCCUGCUGCUCUUCAUACACGAGUACACCAGGAGGACUCGCCUAACAGCAGCAUACAUAUCCAGAGUGAGACACCUGCUGGAGGAUCAGCUGAAGAAAUCACACCUGUCACUUAACCAGACCCCGUCCAGCUGCUCUUCAUUCAGGGUUGGUCUUGGCUCACUGAGCCAGGAGCUCCGGAUCCAUCUCAACCACUGGUCUUGUCUGUUCUCCAAAGUCCAGUCUGACCGCUAUCUGAGACCUGCUCUGGUCCAGCAGACCAGGCUGCUGGUGGAAAUCAAACAGACUCUGGACUUACUUGGUCUGCAGGCGCUUGUUUUGAUGGAACAUUAUGUGUAUGUCAUUCUGUCUGCUGUAGUCCAGACUGAAUUAGACUCUGUACCAAGAGAAGUCCUGGAGGAUAUCUUAGCUGGUACAGACCUGUAUAAUCAGGUGGUGGGGGAGCAGAGAGCGCAGCACAGCGCCACCCAGCUGAGGACUGCAGUAUUACAGCAGGCACAUUAUUCCACACUGGAUUCUAGUCUUCCAAACAGCAAAGGCCAUCACCCUGCUGCCUUCUCAGUCAAAGAGCUGAUGAGGGUUUUAGCAGUGCAUCAUGCAGACAUGGCAGCCAAGCGGCUGCACUGCUGGGCCUCUGAGCAGAGCUAUCACAUAUGUCAGGUCCACACCAACCAUGAGGCCUAUGCAGGCUCUGAUAACUCUGUUAGUCAGGUGGCCAGGGUCCGCUGUGGGACCUCCGCACUGAGAUCUGAGUGGACCUGGGAACAGCUGCAGCAAACCUACCUUAAUUCCUCUCCUCUCUUCUCUAUUAAUCAUCACCCCCCUCUGCACACAUCUUCUCGUCACACCUGCCAUAAAUCUCCUCCUGUUUACAUCCCUGACCUUCAUCUGGACAGUGCUAUCUUGGAAAACCACCAUCCUGUAUUAACCAAGCCCACCUUUGUCCAACAUAGAACAGAGGGCUCUAACAAAGACCAAACCAGCCAGUGCCAAACAUACAUAUCCCAGACUGGUCUAUCCCAGACCAGUGUGGAAGCUUUGGUAUCAGUCCAACCAAAUCUAGAAACCUGUAAACUAUUGCAGACCAUUUCAUCCCCUUCAGCCACCUUCCACCAUCUCUCAGCCCUGCCUCUGUCAGGGGUUUGCGAACAGGACCAUUCCUCAGUAGAGGUACUUUUUCAGCUGCUAGUUUCCUCCAAUGACCUGCUUGCUCCACUGGCAUCACAUACACCUACACCAGAGGCACCGACUGAAAGACUGCCCCCAAAUACAAUAACAGAUGUGUUAUCACCAAAUGGAAAGACUGACCCAAUGAUUUCAACUCCAAUCAUAAAUACAGCUGAUUCAGUGGAAUUGAAUACACUGAGUACAGGACUGAACACGGACCAAAAUGUGGAAGAAACUCAGCAGGAAUGGGCUGAACUGGAAAUAACAGCCAGGCCAGAAGCCACUGUCAGCUCGGGCUUUCAGAGGGAUGGAGACCCAGAGAAAGAGGAGACGGUGAGAGCGGUGGAGCCAGACGGUCUUCGCUGGCCUCACUCCGUACAGUGGUUGGACCUCGGUCAGUCGCUGGUGUUUGCUGAUCUGUUUGGACAGUACCGCACCCUGCUGUGGACUCUCUGCAGCAAAGCCCUGUGGCUGCAGCUCCAUGUGCCACACGCAGGAGACACUGCAGGAAGCAUCAACCUCCAAGACAACCACAGGGGGCUCCAAAUCCUGCACAGGAUCAGUCAAGCUUCAAAGACAGAUCUGGUUCCAAAGGAGUGCAGAACCAUGCUGGAGGACUUCAGUCUGUAUCUGUUAGCCAUUACAGCACAUGCUCAGUGGGACUAUGUGGUGUGCAGAAGUUUAGGUUCAGCUCUGAAAGACAAGUGUCUCACAGAUGUAAAUCAAGGCAGCAACUGUGUGACGCCAUCGUCUGAGCAAGAUGGAAGUGUGAUGAUGUCAGUGACCAUGGAGCACUUCCUACUGCUGCCGCCUCCUCUGCUGUCCUCUCUGUGCUGUCCCCCCUCAGACAGCAGGGCCUUAGGGUCCUGUAGCCUCGUCCCCUCCAGGCUCACUCUCCAGAGACAGACUGUUAGCUUGGCAUUAGCCACAGUGCAGCUGUCUACAGUCUGGGUCAUGUCCAAGGCUUACCAGUUCCUCUCCUCGUGGAGCCUCAACAAGUUCCUGCUUCUCACACAUGGAGACCUCAAAGUGCUGAGGGAGUCAUUAGAGACGAUGGUGCAUCAGACUAAGUCCCUGAUGAUGAAUUCAGACCGUGAGCAUCAUUCCACUCUUCACAACCACAACCAGCUUCUGCUGAGGCAGCAACUGGAAGCACUCGACAGGGCUGUAUGCAAGCUGCAGACCUUCUCUUGCCUGGUGCUGAAGACCUUCUCCAGUGACUGCAAGAGGAUGUCAGGGGAGAUCUUUGAACAGACCAUGCCUUCUUCUGUACACUGGAGACCCAGCCUCAGGACAGGUUUUCCCAGCAGUCCCAGUGAGUAUGCAUCUCUGGCAGCUCAGACUGUGAUUGGUCAGGUUUUAGAGGGUGUGGCACCAUUGUCUGAUGAUGCCCGUGUCCAAGCACUGAGUAUAACAAUGACAGCUUUCAUGGAGGCAUGGAUGGAACACAUCCUGAAACAGAAGAUCAAAUUCAGUGUGCAGGGAGCUCUCCAGCUGAAGCAGGACUUUGAUUCUAUCCGAGAGUUGAUCCAGUCAGACAAAUAUGGUCUGUCAGCGGAACUCCACCAACGACUGCUCAGCCUCCGGGUUUUUCAGCAAGUGGACUCAGCAGUGGUGUGUCUGCUCCAGCAGCCGCAGGCCAAACCAUACCUGCAGUCCAGAGCCUGGGAGCCUUUCACACGCUGCUGUCCAGCCAGCAGCAGCAGAGACAGCAUUGAUGCAGUGGUGGGGAGCAGUAUAACCAACCUGAGGUGUAUGGAGGAUGAGGACCUGCCUCAGUCUGAUCCCUCAGUUGUGACCACUGACCUCCCUCCAGUGGACCCAUCCAACCCCAGAGAGCCCUACCUCGCUCCAAGUCUAGCUCUGGGUGCUGCUCAGCAGGAAUGGCUGGACCUGAGGAUCCACAGCAGCGCUCGUCGUUGGAGGCUGCCGGGACUGCAGUGUCUCUCCAAGUCUGAACCCUGAACACCCAGACCCUGCAGAGAUCUGACACACACACACUCCACAUGAAUCUCUCCGGCUCCUUCCUUUACACAAACACGGUGUAAAGGAAAUAUCCAGGACAAACAAAAAAAGGUUGUAUUCUUGUUGUUUAGACACAUAUUUGUUUGACCACUUGUCAACAAACAUAUUUUUAUAUUCCGGAAUAAAAUCAUUUUUUUAUUCAUAUGUUUCAUCAUCAUGGCUUCAUGAUAAAAAUGUUUGUUCUGCACACACAGUCUGUUUUGUGUAUAUGGUGCCUUCCAUACGUUGCUGUAUGGCAAUGGAUUCAAGUGGAAUUUGUCUGUUAAUGGUCUCUAUAAAAUGCGCCAUGAUAACAAAUAGUUUUGCAGCUUUGCUGCAGUGUUGGUCAACAACUCUUUUGUCUGUUACUGAAUAGUACAAGCUCCCAAAAGUUUAAUAAGGCAACUCUUUGACCAGCAAGGUGUUCCUCAGGUAAAAGGAAAGGAAAAAUGGCUUUUAUGUACAGACAAAAACAACAACUUUGCCUACAAUUAGGAGAUCACAUGAUACAAACUCCCAUAUUCCAAAAGAGAUUCUUGGUGCAUCCUUCUCGUGGCUGGUCUCAGACUUGACCGUGUGGGUGCAGCCUAAAAAAGCCCUAUUGAGGAGUGACUGGCUGCUGGCAUCUGACUCAGAGUCAACAGAUGAGGUGGACACCCAGGUUCUGUAACUCACUGGCUCUGAGAAAGUCCAAACAUCUCCUAGGGGUGCUGAUCUGUAGAAAAAAACCCUUCUCUAAUAUUAAACCUUUUGGAACCCAUGGUCUGAAUGUGGAUUUAAACAAACAUAAUCCUCUUUACCCUUUUUCAAUUCAAUUCACUUCAGUUUUAUAAGUUAUCUCAUUGCACUUUUCCUACAGAGCAGGUCUAGACCGUAAUCUUUAUAAUAUUACUUACUGAGACCCAUUUAUUUUUGGCUUAAAGCUUUGAGUAACAACAUGUUAUUUAGUAUAAAAAAGCCAUGAAAAAUAACAAUGAAAAAUAUAGAAAGAUAAACCCCUUAUAAAAAACUAAGUUCCCAAAAUAAUCUAUAAAGAUAAAGAAAUAUAACAAAGAAAUGCCUUUAUGUAUACUUUUUUUGGCAGUGUAAAAACAAAGUGGUUUUAUUGACUGACAGAUUGGUCGCAUCAAACGGAAGUGCUGAUUCAGUAAUAAAUUUAGUCAAAAAUGGAAACAAACUUAAAUCACAGUGGGGCAUCCAAACUGAUGACAUUUGAUCACUGCAGUUUGAUAUCUGAACAAAGUGGCUUGCACCGUACAAACCAUCCUAAUCAUUCUUUUAGGUGUUGUCCUUGUUAUGUCGUGUCCCUGUGUGUACUGUUCCUUUAUGCUGCACUCUAAAUCCUGACUGAAAAUCCUCAAAUAAACUAUUGUUGUUUAGAAAGUCA
Messenger RNA from Siniperca chuatsi (mandarin fish), 5439 nucleotides. It is a transcript of the gene ccdc142, whose product is annotated as coiled-coil domain containing 142. The coding region runs from base 375 to 4013 and encodes 1212 amino acids. The record is from RefSeq and is a predicted model, not a curated record. The transcript is spliced from 18 exons. Lineage: Eukaryota; Metazoa; Chordata; Actinopteri; Centrarchiformes; Sinipercidae.